Molecule: messenger RNA, 2207 nt
Organism: Hippocampus comes (tiger tail seahorse)
Lineage: Eukaryota; Metazoa; Chordata; Actinopteri; Syngnathiformes; Syngnathidae
Gene: dnajc21
Product: DnaJ heat shock protein family (Hsp40) member C21
Exons: 12
Coding region: 330-1997 (555 amino acids)
Cellular component (GO): cytoplasm
Molecular function (GO): nucleic acid binding; zinc ion binding
Source: RefSeq, a predicted model, not a curated record
CGAAUUUUCAUCGUGUGGAAAAGUGAGCCGAGAAAGAGAGAUACUCGCGUGAGGCAGCUGUACGAAUGAAAGACUUGGCAGUUGCCGUGUUCCCGAUUAAACUGUCUUGUUUUCAGUGAUCGGAUGGAAAACGUGUCAUAAUGUACACAACGUGGAUCUUGUUUGGAGUCUGAGACUCGCAAAAGUUAAAUACUUCCUCCCAAAAGUCGGGACCAUUUGACGUUGGCCGACAUUCGAACCGGUACUUAGCAUGCUGCUACACGCUAAAUGUUAAUGAAGAUACAAGUUGAACGGGAGUGUACAUUUAGUCCGUUAAAAUACGAACAACAAUGAAGUGCCAUUACGAAAUCCUGGGAGUCAAACGGGACGCGGACGACGACGAUUUGAAGAAAGCCUAUCGUAAAUUAGCCCUGAAAUGGCAUCCCGAUAAGAACUUGGAUAAUGCCGAGGAAGCAGCCGAGCACUUCAAGCUGAUUCAGGCAGCCUAUGAUGUUCUGAGUGAUCCACAGGAGAGAGCAUGGUACGACAAUCACAGGGAGGCUCUGCUGAAAGGUGGCCUGAGCGGCGACUACGAGGACGACAGUAUCGACCUGCUGCAGUUCUUUACCGUCACCUGUUACUCAGGCUAUGGGGACGACGACAAGGGCUUCUACGCAGUCUACAGAAAUCUCUUUGAGUCUAUUGUCAAGGAGGAGAUGGAGCAUGGAAAAGUGGAAGAUGAUGAUGAUGAGGAGGAGGAGUUUCCACCCUUUGGGGAUUCUCGGAGCGACUAUGAUACAGUGGUGCACAUCUUCUACGGUUACUGGCAGAGCUUCUGCACGCUUAAGAAUUUUGCCUGGAAGGAGGAAUACGACACUCGGCAAGCGUCCAACCGUUGGGAGAAACGCGCUAUGGAGAAGGAGAACAAGAAAACCCGCGACAAGGCACGCAAGGAGCGCAACGAGCUGGUGCGCCAGCUGGUGGCCUUCAUACGCAAGCGCGACCGCCGUGUGCAGGCGCACCGCAAGGAGGUGGAGGAGCGUAACGCAGAGAAGAGCAAGAAGGUGCAGGAGCUCAGGCGCAAGCAGAAGCUCAGUCAGGCCAAGCUGGCGGAGGAGUACAAGGAGCAGAGCUGGGCGGCCAUGUCGGAGCUGGAGAAGGAGUUGCAGCAAAUGGAGGCUCAGUACGAGGAGGAGUUUGGAGAUGCGUCCGAAAGCGAAGACGAUGAGCUGGAAACACAGAAGCCCAUCGAGGAACCAUUAGGUCCGGAUGGAGAUGCAGACGACAUCAACUUUGAUUACUAUGGCGACCUCUACUGUCCGGCCUGCGACAAAUCCUUCAAAUCAGACAAAGCUAUGAGCAACCACGAGAAGUCUCGAAAACACAGAGAGAUGGUCGCGUUGCUACGGCAACAACUUCAAGAUGAUGACUCACUUGCUCUGGCCCUGGACGGUGAGCAGAACAAACACAUUACAGACCGAGAUGAAGAAGGGGAGGAGGAGGAGGAACAGGAACAGGAAGAGGAAGAUCGACCAAGACUGAAACUUUCCAAGAAGCAGAAGAAGAAGAAAAGGCAGCAGAAAGCAGCCAAUAGCACUACAGCGAAGGAUCAGACUACACCUACAGAUGUUGGGAACUGUUCUGAAGACUCUCCAGACUCUCCAGAAAAUGUCCACGAAGAAGUUCCAGGAGAUAUUCCCGAGGAGUCAUCGAGCCCCACGGAAGCCGAGAAGGAAGAUCAACUUCCUCUCCCUGAGCCCAAGAGCUCCAUGAACCCCAAAGCCAAAAAGGCAGACGGUAAAGACAAACCAAAGAAUGUCAAGGCACAUUCAGGAGGAGAGCAGUUUCCUGAGAAGCCCAUCAAGCUGCGCUGCGCGACAUGUAAUGGUGAGUUCUCCACCAGGAACAAACUCUUCGACCACCUCAAAUCCAGCGGCCACGCCACUGCGCUCUCGUCCAAUCCCGCUCCGACCGUCUCCGCAAGUCGGAGCAAAAAAGACAAACGAAAGAACAGAUGACAACACUUCGGGUGGACUCAAAUGGAAUUGGACCGUCUUAAGUGAGGCAAGGAAGCCGUCCCACCACUUGCCGGGCGGAACUAGUGACCUUUUGUGCAAAGUAGCCAUUUCUUUGGAAACUUUGGUGGACAUCAUGUCAUACAUUAUUCUUCUUUUUGUCAUCUGACUGCUCCCCCCACCCUCCAAUUACAAUAAAAUAAUUAGUUUUUA